AGCCAGAGACUGAAGAUGUCGAAAGUGAAAGUGAAGAAGAGGCUGAUCCAGAAUUUGAAGUUAAUGGCUUAAUCGAUGAUGAAGCUAGUGAAGCCAGUGAUGAAGAGGAUGAAGAAGAGGAAAGUGAAGGAGAUGAUGAGGAUGAAGAAGCACUCAACGAACUUAUUGGUGAAGAAGAAGACGUUAAUGAAAGUGAUUAUAAUUCAUCCGAUUUUGAAAGUGAUGAACCAAAGGACGAAACAACUUCAAUCACCGAUAAAUUAACAAACGUCAAGAUUAGAACUUUAUCUAAUAAUAGCAAUGAUGAAGAAAUACAUACCAAGUUUUCUGAUGGUAGACCAAGAGUGAUUAAACCUGAAAUUGAACCAAAUUAUGAUAGCGAUGAUAGUGACGUUGAAAACUUUAAUACCAUAGGUAAUAUACCACUUUCAGCUUAUGAAGAAAUGCCUCAUUUGGGUUAUGAUAUCAAUGGUAAAAGAAUCAUGAGACCUGCUAAAGGUUCAGCAUUAGAUCAAUUAUUGGAAUCUAUUGACUUACCUGAAGGCUGGACUGGUUUAUUAGAUCAAAAUACUGGAUCAUCAUUAAAAUUAACUGAUGAAGAAUUAGAGUUAAUUAGAAAAAUUCAAGCUAAUGAAAAUACUGAUCAAAGCAUUAAUCCUUAUGAACCAACUAUUGAAUGGUUUACUUCAAAAACUGAAGUUAUGCCAGUAACUGCUGUACCAGAACCAAAAAGAAGGUUUGUUCCAUCAAAACAUGAAGCUAAAAGAGUCAUGAAAAUCGUUAAAGCAAUCAGAGAUGGUAGAAUUGUACCACCAAGUAAAGUUAAAGAAGAAAUUGAAGAAAAAGAUAAAUUUAACUUUGACUUAUGGAAUAAGGAAGAUGAAGUCAAUGAUCAUAUAAUGAAUUUGAGAGCUCCUAAAUUACCUCCUCCAACAAAUGAAGAGUCAUAUAAUCCACCAGAAGAAUACUUAAUGAAUGAUGAAGAAAAACAAAAAUGGUUAGAAACUGCACCAAUUGAUCGUGAAAAGAAUUUUAUACCUCAAAAAUAUGGAUCAUUACGUAAAGUUCCUGGUUAUGAAGAAAAUAUUAGAGAAAGAUUCGAAAGAUGUUUAGAUUUAUAUUUAGCACCAAGAGUUCGUCAUAAUAAAUUAAAUAUUGAUCCAGAUUCUUUAAUCCCAGAAUUACCAUCUCCAAAAGAUUUGAGACCAUUUCCUAUUCGUUGUUCAACAAUUUUUGAAGGUCACGAAGCAAGAAUACGUACCAUUUCAAUUGAUCCUCAAGGAUUAUGGUUGGCCACGGGUUCAGAUGAUGGUAGUGUUAGAAUUUGGGAAAUUUUGACCGGUAGACAAGUUCAUAAGAUACAAUUAGUUGACGUUGAAGAAAAUCCAGAAGAUCAUAUUGACAGUUUAGAAUGGAAUCCAGAUUCAGCCACUGGUAUUUUAGGGGUUGUUGCUGGUGAAAAUAUUUAUUUAAUUGUUCCACCAAUUUUUGGAUUUGAUAUUGAAAACAUUGGUAGAUUGAGAAUCGAAAGUGGUUGGGGUUAUGACACAUUUGGUAAUAAGAAGAAAGGAGGUGAUAUUCAAGUUGAAUCAGAUGAUGAAGAAACACCAAAAGAAUCUAAUUCAAAUAAUGAAAUUAAAAAAGAAGUAGCCAAAUGGUAUCCUCCUAAUUCUGAACAAUCACAAUUAGGUAUUUCAGCUAUUAUACAAUGUCGUAAAACAAUUAAAAAAUUAUCAUGGCAUAGAAAAGGUGAUUAUUUUGUAACAGUUUCACCAGAAAGUAAAAAUACUGCAGUAUUAAUUCAUCAAAUUUCAAAACAUUUAUCACAAUCACCUUUCAAAAAACUGAAAGGUAUUAUAAUGGAUGCAAAAUUUCAUCCUUUCAAACCUCAAUUAUUCGUUUGUUCACAAAGAACUAUUAGAAUUUAUGAUUUAUCACAACAAAGCUUAAUUAAAAAGUUAAUGCCGGGGGCAAGAUUAUUAUCAAAUAUUGAUAUUCAUCCAAGAGGUGAUAAUUUAUUAGCUGGAUCAUAUGAUAAAAGAGUUUUAUGGCAUGAUUUAGAUUUAAGUUCAACUCCAUAUAAAACUUUAAGAUAUCAUGAAAAAGCAGUUAGACAAAUUAAAUUUCAUAAAAGUAAUUUACCGCUUUUUGCAACUGCAUCCGAUGAUGGUAGUAUUCAUGUAUUCCAUGGUACUGUUUAUGAUGAUUUAAUGACUAAUCCAUUAUUAGUACCAUUGAAAAAAUUAACUGGUCAUAAAGUUAUCAAUAGUUUAGGAGUUUUGGAUUUAAUUUGGCAUCCAAAAGAAGCAUGGUUAUUUAGUGCUGGUGCUGAUGGUACCGCACGUCUUUGGACUACAUAGAUGUAUAUAUAUAUAUGUGAAAUAAAUAAUUUUUUCUAU
Messenger RNA from Hyphopichia burtonii NRRL Y-1933, 2399 nucleotides. RefSeq names its product Erb1p (gene ERB1). Bases 444 to 2360 code for a protein of 638 amino acids. The transcript has a single exon. Gene Ontology annotation, molecular function: ribonucleoprotein complex binding; protein binding. The record is from RefSeq and is a predicted model, not a curated record. Gene Ontology annotation, biological process: ribosome biogenesis; maturation of LSU-rRNA from tricistronic rRNA transcript (SSU-rRNA, 5.8S rRNA, LSU-rRNA). Gene Ontology annotation, cellular component: PeBoW complex; preribosome, large subunit precursor. Lineage: Eukaryota; Fungi; Ascomycota; Pichiomycetes; Serinales; Debaryomycetaceae.